Messenger RNA from Cylindrotheca closterium, 384 nucleotides. Lineage: Eukaryota; Bacillariophyta; Bacillariophyceae; Bacillariales; Bacillariaceae. The record is from the annotation of a GenBank genome assembly.
AUGGAGAAGAAGCACAACACUUCCAUUCGAGCGAUGCGGGAAACCUGGGCACCAGGCUGUGAUGGGUUCCUUGCCUUGUCAACAAAGUCUAAUCCUCAGAUACCUGCCAUUAGUGUUCCGCAUAGGGGAAAAGAAAAGUACGGCAACAUGUGGCAAAAGAUUUCGAGCAUGUUCCAAUUUGUUGGAAAACACUAUCUAUUGGAAUUCGGUUGGUUCUACAUGGGUGGCAAUGACCUUGUGGUCUACCCGCAAAACUUGAAAAACUAUCUUGGAACCAUUAAUUCUAGCGAACCUCACUAUUUUGGGAGACGCUUCAUUUUUAAUACUGAAGGGGCUGGCUAUGUUCUCUUGCAACCGGCCCUUCAGUGCUUACUCAAAAACUAG